This is a messenger RNA of Penicillium coprophilum, 1125 nucleotides long. Its product is annotated as Gfo/Idh/MocA family protein. The record is from RefSeq and is a predicted model, not a curated record. NCBI's taxonomy places the organism in Eukaryota, Fungi, Ascomycota, Eurotiomycetes, Eurotiales, Aspergillaceae. Bases 1 to 1125 code for a protein of 374 amino acids. The transcript has a single exon. Gene Ontology annotation, molecular function: nucleotide binding.
AUGGCGGAAAAUCCAAAGGUUCGGGUCGCUCUCAUCGGCGGAGGCACCAUCGCUCCAUUGCACGCCGAGUAUCUCAUAUCAUCGCCAACAUGUGAGCUGGUGGCAAUAAUUGAUCCGUACCCCCCCGGCCGUGAAUUGGCAUCCACCCUGUCUCUUCGUCAUUACGAGUCUGUCGCAUCGCUUUUGAAUUCACCUCAAAGCCCACCAGAGGCCUACGUGAUCUGUGUACCUUCGAGCCUCCAUGUUUCCAUAGCGACAGAUGUCAUUCAUCAAGCACAGCCCAAGGCGCUGCUCAUUGAAAAGCCUUUCUGCACAGACUCGAAAUCCGGAACAGAGCUAGUCGCACUUGCAAAGAAAGAAGGUUGUAAAAUCCUCGUCGGACAUCACCGCAGGUUCCACCCCUCACUGUCAACUACGCGGUCGGCGAUCGAAGAAGGAAAAAUCGGGCAGAUCACUGCUAUCUCCGGAAUGUGGACUGCGAAAAAGGAUGACGCCUAUUUUGACUUCGCUAGUUGGCGAGCGACGCGGUCCGCUGGAGGAGGACCCAUCUGGACGAAUUUUGUGCAUGAUAUUGACGCCCUUCAGUUCCUCACCGGUGCUAGGGUGACGUGUGUCUGGGCCAUCAACACCACCCCCAGAAGGAAACAUGAAGGAGUGGCCGCCGAUGACACCGUUGAAGAGGGCGCAGCGAUUAUGGCCCAGUUUUCCAAUGGAGUUGUCGGAACCUUCUUGGUGAGUGACAAUGUGGCGAGCCCAUACGGCUGGGAGGCUGCUACUGGCGACAAUCCUUUAUAUCCAAAGGCCGAGACACCAGUGGAUGUUUAUCGUGUUCUAGGCACAAAAGGGGCUAUUGUUGUGCCGGAAAAUACACUGUGGACGUACGACCCGGAGAAUGUGGAAGGCGGGUGGAAAGCUCCCAUUACACGCACUGAGAUUUCAGUCCACGAGGGGAUUCCAUUUCAAAACCAAGCGGAACAUUUGGCUAGGGUAGUUCGUGGCUUAGAAGACCCCCUUUGCUCGGCCGAGGAUGGACUAGCAGCAGUUUCCGUCUGUGAGGCUAUUGUUACAGCUCUCAAGGCUAAGGAUGGACUCCCGGUCAAAAUUCCAUACACUUCACUUAUAUAG